Mesorhabditis spiculigera is the source of this 2736-nucleotide messenger RNA. The record is from the annotation of a GenBank genome assembly. NCBI's taxonomy places the organism in Eukaryota, Metazoa, Nematoda, Chromadorea, Rhabditida, Rhabditidae.
AUGGCUUCUUCUUGCAGGACUGGAUUCUUUCUGGAAAAAGAGGAAGAAGAGGAGGACGAGGGACAGCUGAUGGAUUAUUAUAAGUAUCGACGACUACAUGAUACGCCAGAUGACGAUGACUUGGAGCCGACGCCAUCUACCUCACAAUAUGACCUGAACACGCAGAUUGUCGACGGCUCGACGUCGUCUACAGAACCUGAUGGGGAUGAGGAUUUCGACCCAUUCCUUGCCGACAAUCCACCACAGGAGACACGGCGAGAAUUUUUGACGCGCCAAUACCGUAACAUUGUCCAUUUCUUCGUGGAAGAUUGGUUCCUCUCCGGCGUCCUGGGCGUUAUAACGGCCGUUUUAUCGAUAACAACAGAUGUGGGAAUCGAAUAUUUACAGCACUUCAAAAUCGUCAGCUACGAGUACUUCAAAGCGACAAGUGUCUACAGCGGAUUUGCGGCAUGGGUACUUUUCCUGGUGAUCUGCGUCUCGAUAGCCGGCCUGAUAUGUCAUGGCAUCUCCAAACAGGCCGUCGGCUCCGGAAUCCCUGAAGUGAAGGUCAUCAUGGCCGGGUUUGCCAUGAAAAAUUACCUCACCUUUCGGACGCUGGUUGCCAAGAUUUUGGCGCUGGUUUUUACGCUUGGGUCGUGUUUGCCCGUCGGGAAGGAGGGUCCAUUCGUGCAUAUGGGUGCAAUCGUAGCCUCGCUAUUAAGCCGAAUGACCUCAGCCUGCACUUAUAAUGCCUUUUUCUCAAACGAGGGCCGCGCGAUGGAGAUGUUGUCAUCUGGAUGUGCCGUCGGAAUCGCGUGCACAUUUUCCGCACCGGCCGGAGGUGUACUGUACGGGAUUGAAUCAACCUCGAAAUAUUUCGCGAUCAAGAACUAUUGGAGGGCCUUCUUCGCCACAACCUGUGCAGCGGUCAUUUUUCGAUUUGCGAUGGCCUUCAUCCUUCCACAACAUAUCGCGGGCACAAUCACGGCCUACUACCAGACAUCAUUCCCAAAUGAGGUGUUUGUCAUCGAGGAGAUUCCGUUCUUUGCGCUGCUUGGCGUAAUUUGCGGGCUCUUGGCGGCGGCUUUUAUCUGGUUGAAUCGGCAAAUGGCAACACUUGUACGCAGGAAUAAGACUUGUCGAGCGAUUUGGACCAAAAGUCCAAUCCUCUACACAGCUCUGUGGACAGUCGUCGUGGCGGUGCUGACAUUCCCAGAUGGAUUGGGGCAGUACUGUGGAGGCAAAUUGACAUUCCGAGAGGCCCUCAUCGACUUUUUAUCCAACUGCACAUUUACGUUGCAUAAUGCGGCUGAGCACGGUUGUCCACAAUCCGUGGUUGACCACUGGACGCGCAGCGGUUCAACCGGUCAAUAUGAUAUGGUGCUGACGCUGGCCGGUUUUCUGAUCGUCUAUUUCUUCCUGAUCUCAGUGUGCAUCUCGCUUUACGUUCCUUCCGGAGUAUUCGUCCCCUCAUUCGUCGUUGGCGCGGCCCUCGGUCGUCUCCUCGGCGAGCUGAUCUCGAUGUGGUGGCCGGAGGGGAUUCGAGGGAUGGAGAGUCCACAGAUAUUCCCCGGGCUCUAUGCCGUUGUCGGCGCUGCUGCCUAUACGGGUGCUGUCACGCAUUCCCUCUCAUUGGCUGUGAUCGUGUGCGAAACUACCGGUCAAUUGUGUGCCCUGUUGCCUGUAUUGAUAGCCCUAAUGAUAGCAAAUGCAAUUUGCGCCUUCAUCUCUCCCUCCAUCUACGAAUCGACGAUCUCCAUCAAGGGCUACCCCUAUCUAGCCGACUUGCCCCCAUCCCGUAUCUCGGUUCACACGUUGAAAGUGGAGCGAAUCAUGGUGAAGGAUAUCAUCUACAUCACAAAGGAGACGACCUACCGGGAAUUGAGGGCCAUCCUUCUCGAGACGACAAAUCUCAAGAGCUAUCCGUUCGUCACCGAUAAAGUGUCGAUGACAUUGCUUGGAUCGGUGUCUCGAAAGUAUCUGACCCACCUGCUCUUCAAGAAACUUGGCCCUGAUGAUGCAUUCGCCUCGAAACGUCGUUCGUUCAACGCCAGCGAGCUGCUGCACACCCUUAGAAACCGCAGCUCGACAAACCUCCUCGGGAUGGGCACUCGAAAUGGACGCGAACAACCCCCGAGCCGAAAUUCAUGGACGGCUGGAAUUCUGACAGAUCGUAGCAUCUCGGGAAAUACCCUGCUCGCCCAUUCGCCCCUUCAUGAAAAUGGACUACACAGCGCUCCGCUAGCCAAUCUGCUGAUGAAUCAAAAUGAACAACCAGAAGCACAAGUGCGUACAAUCGCGGAACGAGCCGCUCUUUUUGCGUCACCGUUGGAUUUGCAUGGGGUGGCCAUUGAUCCAGCACCAUUCCAGAUUGUGAAGGGAUGUUCGCUAUAUAAGGUGCAUACCCUAUUCUCGCUGCUUGCCCUCAACCACGCCUACGUGACGGACAAGGGUCGAUUGGUGGGAGUGGUGGCUGUCAAGGAGCUACGCGCAGCCCUUGCCAACAUCUACACCCGUGGUGCUGUUGCCCCGAGAAGGAAAAUCGGAGCCAGCAAUAUCUCCAUCAACAACCCACAAAACGGAAAUGGUGCUCCAGCGGCGGUGGCGCAAACAGCUAUCGACGAGACGCGGCAAAAGGACGAUGAUAUUUCUUCAUCUGAUGACGGUCACCUGACGAUAAAGGCUGGCCACGUAACCGUAUCCCGAGAUGGACCCCCGGAUGUUGCCCGGGAUCCUGAUAACCACCAAUUCGAUGCC